This is a messenger RNA of Stylophora pistillata, 1357 nucleotides long. RefSeq lists its product as uncharacterized. The record is from RefSeq and is a predicted model, not a curated record. Gene Ontology annotation, molecular function: protein binding. NCBI's taxonomy places the organism in Eukaryota, Metazoa, Cnidaria, Anthozoa, Scleractinia, Pocilloporidae. Gene Ontology annotation, biological process: signal transduction.
AUGGUCAUUGAAAAUUUGGGUACCUUUAGUCCAACCGCGAACAUUUUUGAUUACUUGGAGUCCUCUAAACCAGACCUCACAAUUGAGACGUUGAAGUUUGUUUUCGAAGACAUCAACAGGAAUGAUUUGAAAGAUUUGCUGAAUGGAGUUGACAACAAGUCGUACGUACGCACUGCCUUAGAUAAAGAUAAAGACCUCUUAAAAAAAAUCGCUCUGGGACUUGACAGAUUCAAAGGAGCCACAGCGAACUGGAAAGACUUUGCCAGUCAUGAAUCGAUUGGUAUAGUAGCCAAAGGCGAGUUACACCAGUUUGGAACACCACUGUCAGAGAACCCAACAGCAAAACUUUUCCAGUAUCUGGAAACAAAUAAACCCCAGUUGAAAUUAGGAGAACUGUAUGAUGUACUCAGCUCUGAUGCGGUCAAGAGAGUUAACACCGCUCAUCGUCUUGGGGAUGCAAAAGUCGAAGAGUCGUCUUGGCGUGAUCGAUUGGUGAAAGACGUUAUAGUGCCAGAAUCAGAACUACUCCGUAAGAUAUGCAAUGACCUCAACAGAAAAGUUAUUGGAACGGGCAACUGGAAAAAUGUGGCAGCGGAUCUUGGAAUACAACGCGAAGUUUAUCAUGAAUUUGAAAAACCUAGAGAAAAACAGAGCCCUACUGAAGAAGUCUUAAAGAGGGUUACUGCUGACCAACCUCGCAUCACCAUACUUCAGAUUGUUCAAGCACUGGGGAAAAUUGAGCGCAACGAUGUCGUUCAAGUUAUUGGCGAAUCUCUCAGGUAUCGAGGAUAUUGAUGGAUUCAUAAAAAACCCUGGAGAGACGAGGGAUGAUAAAGGUGUGGAAGAUUCUAUUAAAUCCAUGACAAACCUUAGAGUGAGGAUGCCUGAUGAAGCCGACGCAGUCGCAAAUUUGUCUGGAUCGUCUGGUUCCACUGGACCACCUGCAAGACCGUCUGGGUCAACCGAACCGCCUAUCGCUACAUCCGCUGGUCCUUCUAGUUCGUCUUCUGGAACGUCUUUCUCUUCUCCGCCUCAGGUGUUCUUGUCGUAUAACUGGGAUAUACAGCUUAAAGUAGCACAGCUGAAGGAAAGACUCGAGCAGAGGGGAAUAACUUGCUGGAUGGAUAGACCGAACGUUGGCCUUGGAGACGAAUUGAGAGGAACUAUUGCACAUGGCAUAACAAAUUGCAAGGUACAGAUAACAUUUUCUAAAGUCUCAGGGCCAAACUAUCGGGAGAGAAGUGUAAAAGAAUAAAAACCAACAGACUCGUAAGUUCAACUACUACGCGGAGCACGAGACAUUCCGGAAAAUGUGACCUACUGUUAAAAAUACAUAUCUGACCGCCACCCAGUUAAC